UAGUUCAGAUAGUGCAUUUAAUGUAACUUCCUACACAUUAAGUGCAAUCCUAAUUCUGUUAUAACUAUAUGCGUUUGUGACUUUGUGUAAAUGAACUGAUUAGAAAACGUCGAAAAUGCCCGGUUGCUGUAUUGAAAAUUGCAAAAACCGCAGUGAAAAAGGCUUCCGUUUAUUUCGCGUGCCAACAGGGGAUAGACGUAAAGAAUGGCUUCAAUUAAUUGGCAAAGAAACAUUGCCGGAAAGAGCUGUAAUUUGUGAGGUCCAUAUUUCGACAAUAAUCAAUUUGAAAAUAACCGUAAAGAUGGAAGAAAGCUGCUUCAUCCAUUUUCAAAACCUAAUUUGUUACAGAAACACAGCAGAAGAUAAAGAUAAAGAUAAAGAGGAAAAUAAUUCUAGGAAUUCGGAAUUUUCCAGUGAUGUCGAGGUUAUAGAAUUUCGUGAAUGUGAGGCCAAUACAACAACAAACAUAAUAAACGCACAUAAUAAUCACAGUAUAAAAUGUAUAAUACAAAAUAUAUAUAAUCUUUAAAAUUAAAU
This is a messenger RNA of Mycetomoellerius zeteki, 537 nucleotides long. RefSeq lists its product as uncharacterized. Lineage: Eukaryota; Metazoa; Arthropoda; Insecta; Hymenoptera; Formicidae. The record is from RefSeq and is a predicted model, not a curated record. The transcript is spliced from 3 exons. Bases 116 to 529 code for a protein of 137 amino acids.